Molecule: messenger RNA, 603 nt
Organism: Gongylonema pulchrum
Lineage: Eukaryota; Metazoa; Nematoda; Chromadorea; Rhabditida; Gongylonematidae
Source: the annotation of a GenBank genome assembly
AUGACAACAUAUUCGGUGCAUCCAGGAGCAGCAGCAGCAGCAGCACCAGCAGCAGCAGCAUCCCGGCGUCUUGCGCCACCACAUCAUCAUCAUCAGCAGCAGCAGCAGCAUCCGCGUCAUCAUCAUCAUCAUCAUCCGGCCCCGUCACUCGACCCAUCUUCACGUGUUGUCGCAGUGCAGCGUCUGGUCAACGGUACCACUACCAGUAGCAGCAGCGUUUCGAUCCCGGUCGCCGUACCACCAUACGACGUAGCGGCGGCGGUGGCCGGUGUGCCGCCACCACCAAAUCCGGCACUCGCCAACGGUACCAUCUGUAGGCCGUCCUCGUCGGACUGCGGUGGCUCGUCCUCGGGUCUCGGUGGUAUGACCAGAACCGAUAUCUGGAAGAUAACGAUGGUUGAUGUGCUGGAAACUGCAUCACCAGGUGCAACAGGCGAGCAGCAGCAGAUCGCAUCAUUUCGCUGCUUUCUUUUUAAAUUUGUUUAUUUGCUACUGCUGUCUCGAAUGUCAUCAUCAUCAUCCAAGCCCAUAUUUCCUUUUCUGUCUGCAAUCGUCGUCUCGCCCCCGAACACCACCAGUUCAACUGAUAUGUCCGUUCAUUAG